GGCAUAUCAAAGUGUACCAUGGCUCCGUUCACUCUGAUUACGACUCUGCCACCAUUUAUCUCGCCGGAUGAACACAAAAACAUCGUCGCCUCGACCCCAGCGUCCUUCAGCGACAUCCCCCCGGUCUUGCGCCACAGGGAAGAAAAUGUCUCAGUCACCGUUGAACCACCUGUAGAUGGUUUUACGGCCGAGGACUGCGCACUCGGCACUCUCUAUGUGAUAGAAAGUUUCUUGGUAUUCAUGUCGGCGACAGGACGGGGAUUCCAGGUCGAAUACCCGUCCAUUACUCUCCAUGCUAUUUCCCGCGCGGAAUCUGGGCCGUCAAUAUACUGUCAAUUGGAUGAUAUAGCAGAGUCGCCUGAAGACGCUGCUGAGGAGGCCGAAAGCGAGCUAAAGGAGCUAAUAAUCGUGCCGAAGGAUGGCCAGGCUUUGGAACCUAUAUUCGAGAGCCUAUCGCUAUGUGCCUCCCUACACCCUGAUCCUGCGUCCCUUGACGAGGAUAUGGACGACGAUGCCUUCAUUGACGCAGAUGAAAACGGUCUCGACACAUUCACGGGCGGCGAAGAUGAGGAACUCAGCGAAGUCGGGAGGGCGGCUCUCGCCCACCUUGAAUCCAUCAUUUACGACCCGUUCGAACACGCUCGUGAAGACGAUGAAAAGGCGCAAGAAGAUAAAGGGGCCGCUUGAGAAUAUAGAGCAGAUCCAGUAUACUAGUGGUCCUGUCGCGGAGAGCAUAAGUCUGGGCGUGCUAUGUGAUCUUCGCGUCUGUACGUAUUGUGAAUAUUCUCAGACUCGGAUUUCUAGGGACGAGUCUUUGCUAAAUACAUACCGAGCCAUUAAUGAUG
This is a messenger RNA of Postia placenta MAD-698-R-SB12, 845 nucleotides long. RefSeq lists its product as hypothetical. Lineage: Eukaryota; Fungi; Basidiomycota; Agaricomycetes; Polyporales; Adustoporiaceae. The coding region runs from base 19 to 687 and encodes 222 amino acids. The record is from RefSeq and is a predicted model, not a curated record. Gene Ontology annotation, cellular component: pICln-Sm protein complex; cytosol; plasma membrane. Gene Ontology annotation, biological process: chloride transport; spliceosomal snRNP assembly; cell volume homeostasis. The transcript has 4 exons.